This is a messenger RNA of Syzygium oleosum, 1050 nucleotides long. Its product is annotated as ethylene-responsive transcription factor ERF086. The transcript has a single exon. The record is from RefSeq and is a predicted model, not a curated record. Gene Ontology annotation, molecular function: DNA binding; DNA-binding transcription factor activity. Bases 1 to 1050 code for a protein of 349 amino acids. Gene Ontology annotation, biological process: regulation of DNA-templated transcription. Lineage: Eukaryota; Viridiplantae; Streptophyta; Magnoliopsida; Myrtales; Myrtaceae.
AUGUCCACUUCCAAGACCUCGGAGACACACUCAAAAGGACUUGAGCCAGGCUAUGCUCAGCCGGGCUUCUGCAUCCUCCAGAGGAACACUGCCCCGCCGCAGCCCGGGGAGAGGCGGGGCCGUCGGAAGCAGGCCGAGCCAGGGCGGUUCCUCGGGGUGAGGCGGCGGCCAUGGGGACGGUACGCGGCUGAGAUCCGGGACCCCGCCACCAAGGAGAGGCACUGGCUUGGCACCUUUGACACUGCCCAAGAGGCUGCCCUGGCCUAUGACAGGGCUGCUCUCUCCAUGAAAGGCACACAAGCAAGGACCAACUUCUUGUACUCUGAUCACUAUAACCAAAUCCAAAACCCUAAUAGCUUUCACUCUCUUCUUAGCCCCUUUGAGGUCCAAGCACUUCUAACACCUUCCUCACACUUCUUCACCACCGCCGCCGCCGCCAAUAGUAGUCAAGCAAAGAACCGACCCACCAAUCACAGCAAUCCACCUCAGCCCACCAGCACUUACAAGACAACCAUGAUGCCAGACCAAUCCUAUGAGGAAACUUGUCCUGAGACUAACUCAUGUGAUGACUCUGACGCAAAUCAAGAUAGCAACUAUAACGACUUCUUCCUCUUUGGUGAUGAUGAUUAUUCAAACUCCGGCUACUUGAACUGCAUUGUACCUGACAACUGCUUGAGACCUCCUACUAGUGCUCACGAUCCUCCCAAUGCAAAGCCUAAUAUUCUUAGAAGCUACUCUAGCGCUUCAAAUUUCAUGGGAUAUUUUGAGGAUAACGAUUUUUCACUUCCACGAGAUGUGAUCCCUAACUCAGGAGGUGAUAUAUUUGGUGCCAGUGAGCUUUGGAGUAGUGAUCAGAUGACCUGGGGGAUGGACUCGGGCGAGCUUGCCGCCGUGAUCAGUGGCCCAGCGAUGUCAGGGAAGACUGAAGAGGGGUGCAUGGGAAGUUUGCACACCGCGGCCGAGAAUAGCAGUUAUAGCUUCUUGCCUCAAGCUGCUCCUAAUUAUUAUGGGGAAGCAUCAGUCGAAUAUGGAGGAUACUCUCUCUAUUGA